CUCUCUGUCUAUCUAAUCUCUCUCUCUCACACUCUCUCUCUCACUCUCACUCUCACUCAGUCCAACCAUGGCUUCACUAAGCAGCAGGACUCUAAUCCUCCUCACUCUCCUGUCCCUGGCCGCCACAAUCCAAUCCCACAACAUCACCGACAUUCUCUCCGCCUUCCCGGACUACUCCCUCUACAACAGCUACCUCACCCAAACACGCCUCGCCGACGAAAUCAACACCCACCAAACAAUCACCGUCCUCGUUUUCAACAACGCCGCCAUCUCCGCCCUUGCCGCCAAACACCCCCUCUCCGUCAUCAAAAACGCCCUCAGCCUCCACGUCCUCCUCGACUACUACGACGCCCCGAAACUCCACAAAAUCUCCGAUGGCUCCGUCCUCACCACCACUCUCUACCAGACCACCGGCCACGCCCCCGGUAAUCUCGGCUUCGUCAACAUCACCGAUCUCCAAGGCGGCAAGGUCGGCUUCGGCUCCGCCGCUCCCGGCUCCAAGCUCGACUCCAGCUACACCAAAUCCGUCAAGCAAAUCCCCUACAACAUCUCUGUUUUGGAGAUCUCCGCUCCGGUCAUCGCCCCCGGGAUUCUGACCGCGCCGGCGCCGUCUGCCUCCGACACCAACAUCACCCUGCUGGAGAAAGCCGGCGCGAAGAAGUUCGCGUCGCUGAUCGUUUCCACCGGCGUCAUCAAGACGUACCAAUCGGCGGCGGACAAGGGACUGACGAUUUUCGCGCCAAACGAUGAGGCGUUUAAGGCGAAGGGCGUCCCCGAUCUGAGCAAGCUUACCAAUGCCGAGCUCGUCUCCAUCUUACAGUACCACGCCAUUGCCGGUUACUCUCCGAUCGGGUCUCUUAAGACCUCCAAGGCUCCAAUCAGCACUCUCGCGACGAACGGAGCCGGAAAGUACGAUCUCACAGUAACCACUGCCGGCGACCAGGUCACUCUCCACACCGGAGUCGGCUCGUCCCGAGUCGCCGACACGGUUCUGGACGCGACUCCCGUCGCCAUCUUCACCGUCGACAAUGUGCUGCUUCCAUCAGAGCUCUUCGGCAAGUCUCCUUCGCCGGCGCCGGGCCCUGCCCCGGUAUCCGCCCCUUCCCCGGCGCCGGUACUCGCUCCGGGACCGGCCUCAGUAGAAGCGCCGUCGCCUCUGGCCGCAUCUCCGCCUGCGCCGCCUUCCGAGACGCCGGGGGGAGCUCCCGCGGACUCUCCGUCGGCUGAGUCGGCGAACAGCACCUCGGGGAACGGAGCUGGUCACGUGGCCUCACCUGCAUUGCUGAUGACCGUACUUGUCACUCUCUCGGCUGCUGCUAUUUCCUCUAUUGUCUUGUCCUGAACGGUAAUUUUAUGUCAGUUUUAAUUUAUUUUAUCUUUAAUUUUUUGGUUGUUUGUACUUUGUAGUACUUUCAGGUAUCAUUGUUACUAUUUUAUUUUAUUUUAUUUUGUUUACUCCGCUGUUAAAGAGACCAGAGUGGUUUUUAUCUGUUAAUUUUUAUUUAUUACUUUACCUUUUUAAUUUAUUUUAUUUUUUUAAUUU
Malus domestica (apple) is the source of this 1543-nucleotide messenger RNA. Its product is annotated as fasciclin-like arabinogalactan protein 8. The record is from RefSeq and is a predicted model, not a curated record. Lineage: Eukaryota; Viridiplantae; Streptophyta; Magnoliopsida; Rosales; Rosaceae. Gene Ontology annotation, cellular component: plasma membrane.